This is a messenger RNA of Meloidogyne enterolobii, 961 nucleotides long. The record is from the annotation of a GenBank genome assembly. Lineage: Eukaryota; Metazoa; Nematoda; Chromadorea; Rhabditida; Meloidogynidae.
UUAUGGUUCCAAAUCUUUUAUGUCUUUGCAUCAGAAGGUUGGCAUUAGGUCAAGAAUUUGUUAACCAACAAGAGACGUUGCAAAUUGCAUUACCUCCAAAACUAUUUGAGAUUAUUAAAAGAUUAAAGGAAGAUGUUUUGAAAAUUGGUCAUCUUCUGCCAAUAGAUACACUGCCUGAAUGUUGCUUUUUGUUGAAUCCCGACACGCUUCAGUUUGAUGUUGAGAAAACUGCGAUAGCUUCAGAGCCAUAUCUUUCAAGAGUCAGCCUUUUCGAUAUCUGUGCAAAGUUGGCGCUAGAUCUGCAAACUGAACGUUUAUAUGAGAAAAUGAAUGAUUCUGAACGUGAUCGAAUUGAAGAUAUGGCACAUCGUGAACCUGUUGUUUGGAGCAGGGCUUUGGAAUUAUCUCCCCGAAGAGUUAUACUUCAUUAUGAUGACAUUGCUUAUAGCUGUGCCGAAAGUGGAUAUGUGAAAGCAUUUGAAAGAAAUCUCAUGAAAGUUCGUGAAUUGGAUGAUUCGAACCUGCUUCAACGCUGCGCACUCGCAGCGAUUCUCAAUGGUCAUGUAAAUGUUGCAAAUUCAAUUAGAACUGAUAAUUUUUCGGUAGCUUUUCAUCAAUUCUUUCCCGAUGGAAGACCUCCAACUGAAUUCCUAGUCCAAUUGGUCGUUGGAAAUGAGGUUGGUUGGGAUUUAAAUCCUUGUCAAUUUAUUAUUCAGCUACGACCAGAAGUUGGCGAGCAAAUCUUUGAAGAACUCCUUGAUUGGCUUACAAAAUUGGAUGUUCAGAGGCUCAGACGUGAAAUCGAAAAGGAUAAGAAAAUUCCUUUGGGAGUGCUCCAAAGACUUGAUUCCAAAUACAGAGAGUGUAUCGAUUCGCGCGAUUAUCCUUGUGAUUAUGACUGAUAGAAGUUUGUUCUCGCUUAUUUGAAUUUUGAAUUUUACAUAAUAUGUAUUUUUAAAUG